UCCAGAAUGAAUGACUUCGCCUGCAAGAAAGGACUGGAAGCACUGCCUCCACCACGGAUCCUACACACACAUCUUCCUCUGCGCAUGCUCCCCAAACAGAUCGUGGAAAAGAAAAUCAAAUGUGUCCAGAUUCUGCGCAAUCCGAAGGAUGUCUGUGUGUCGUUCUUCAACCACGCAAAGAGGGUUGCACCUCCUGAUACAUACCAAGGGGACUUUCAAGAAUUUCUUCACCGACCAAAUGCCAUAUGGGAGGUACGAUGACUAUUUGUUAAGCUGGAAGGCUGACGUGUCCAGGUUCCCAGACCUC
Messenger RNA from Haliotis rubra (blacklip abalone), 307 nucleotides. Its product is annotated as sulfotransferase 1A3-like. Gene Ontology annotation, biological process: sulfation. Gene Ontology annotation, molecular function: sulfotransferase activity. The record is from RefSeq and is a predicted model, not a curated record. The transcript is spliced from 2 exons. Gene Ontology annotation, cellular component: cytoplasm. Bases 7 to 261 code for a protein of 84 amino acids. Lineage: Eukaryota; Metazoa; Mollusca; Gastropoda; Lepetellida; Haliotidae.